Poecilia reticulata (guppy) is the source of this 2403-nucleotide messenger RNA. It is a transcript of the gene pdia4, whose product is annotated as protein disulfide isomerase family A, member 4. NCBI's taxonomy places the organism in Eukaryota, Metazoa, Chordata, Actinopteri, Cyprinodontiformes, Poeciliidae. Gene Ontology annotation, biological process: response to endoplasmic reticulum stress; protein folding. Gene Ontology annotation, cellular component: endoplasmic reticulum; cell surface; endoplasmic reticulum lumen. Gene Ontology annotation, molecular function: protein disulfide isomerase activity. The record is from RefSeq and is a predicted model, not a curated record.
AUCAGAGCGUGGCAAGUCAGACAAGUUACAGAAGGAGGAGACGGUGGUGCUUUCAGAAGUGAGAGUUUGUAUGAAACCACAAACCGAAGGUUUGCACAGCAUUAAGCCAUCAGUAUUGAUCCGGGCAGCUGGUCUGUGCGACAGGCACCUUUUUGAUGACAUUCAUCAGCGGUAUUAGCUCAGUUAAUUAAAGGGCUACAGCUCCCGGGUGGACCGCAGGGACAAUGAAGAAGGUUGCUCUGCUGCUAAUUGUGCUCCUCGGCGUUGCACACUUUGCGACUGUCUGCAGGUGUGAAGAAGACUCAGAAGAAAACAGAGCGGUGGCAGUUGAUGAAGACAGUGAUGAUGAGGAAGAGGAGGAUGACAACGACGAGGAUGACACGGUGGUGAAAGAAGAGAACGGAGUCCUGGUUCUCACCAACAGCAACUUUGACACCUUUAUCGAGGGAAAAGACACGGUUCUGGUCGAGUUUUAUGCACCAUGGUGUGGCCACUGUAAGCAGUUCGCCCCAGAGUAUGAGAAGAUCGCUCAGACUCUGAAGGAGAACGACCCCCCGAUUCCUGUGGCCAAAGUGGACGCCACGAAAGCAGACGCGGUGGCGAGCCGCUUCGACGUGUCGGGAUAUCCCACCAUCAAGAUCCUGAAAAACGGAGAGCCCAUCGACUACGACGGAGAGAGGAACGAGAAGGCCAUCGUGGCGCGGGUGAUCGAGGUGUCUCAGCCGGGCUGGGAGCCGCCUCCUGAAGCCACGCUGGUCCUGACCAAGGACAACUUUGACGAAACAGUCAAUAACGCGGACAUCAUCCUGGUGGAGUUCUACGCUCCAUGGUGUGGGCACUGCAAGCGUCUGGCUCCGGAGUACGAGAAGGCUGCGAAGGAGCUGAGUCAGCGUUCCCCUCCCAUCCCUCUGGCCAAGGUAGACGCCAACGUGGAGACGGAGCUCGCCUCGCGCUUUGGGGUCACCGGCUACCCAACGCUGAAGAUCUUCAGGAAGGGCAAAGCGUUUGAGUACAACGGACCCAGGGAGAAGUACGGCAUCGUCGACUUCAUGAGUGAGCAGGCAGGACCCCCUUCUAAGCAGAUACAGGCAGCAAAGCAAGUGCAGGAGCUCAUCAAAGAUGGCGACGACGCAGUCAUUGUUGGCAUUUUCUCCAGCGAACAGGAUGCAGCCUAUGAGAUCUACUUUGAAGCCUGUAACGCUCUGAGGGAGGACUUCACCUUCCGUCACUCCUUCAGCUCCGAAGUGGCCAAACUGCUGAAAGCGUCUGCUGGUCAAAUUGUCAUUAUUCAGCCUGAAAAGUUCAACUCAAAGUAUGAGCCAGCCUCCAACAAGCUUACAGUCAAGGAGUCGGUGUCUGAAGUCCAGGAGUUCUUCAAGAAACAUUCCAUUCCACUGGUGGGACACAGAAAACCCAGCAACGAUGCCAAGCGCUACGCAAAGAGACCCCUGGUGGUCGUUUAUUACGGAGUCGACUUCAGCUUCGACUACAGGAUAGCCACACAGUUCUGGAGGUCCAAGGUGCUGGAUGUCGCCAAAGACUUUCCAGAGUACGCGUUCGCCAUCGCAGAUGAGGAAGAUUACGCCGAGGAGCUGAAGAGCCUGGGCCUGAGCGAGAGCGGCGAGGAAGUGAACGUUGGGAUUUUGGCGGACGAUGGAAAGAAAUUCGCCAUGGAGCCGGAGGAGUUUGACUCGGAGGUGCUGAGAGAAUUUGUCGUUGCUUUUAAGAAAGGAAAGCUGCAACCCAUCAUCAAAUCCCAACCAGUGCCAAAGAACAACAAGGGACCAGUUAAGGUCGUGGUGGGAAAGACUUUCGACGAAAUCGUCAUGGAUACCCAAAAGGACGUCCUGAUCGAGUUUUACGCUCCCUGGUGCGGCCACUGUAAGAAGCUGGAGCCCGACUACGUGGCGCUCGGCAAAAAGUACAAAUCCGAGAAGAACCUGGUGAUCGCCAAGAUGGACGCCACCGCCAACGACGUGCCGAACGACAUCUACAGAGUGGAAGGCUUCCCCACGAUAUACUUUGCCCCUAGCGGCAGCAAGCAGAGCCCUGUUAAAUUUGAAGGCGGAGACAGAACAGCAGAGGCUCUCGGUAAGUUUGUAGAGCAGCACGCCACAAAGCUCCUAAAGAGAGACGAACUUUGAGACUCUCUCCACGAAGGAGCUGAGAACUCUAAAUGGCGGCGGGGUUGUUGUCUGUUGGGGGUCUGGAGGAGUCUGGGAGGCCAAAGGGAAAACGGCAGUUUCUAAUCGGUGUUACUGACUUUAUUUGAUGCGGUUCAAUCAUCCUUUUUUUAGUUUCUGUUCAUUCCAAGAGGUUCGGCCUCUGUUUCUGAAAGCAUGUAAGCACUGACUGUUUUUAAAUAAAGCUGAAAAUGAUGGUGGCUUUCUGCACCAACACUCA